Rhagoletis zephyria (snowberry fruit fly) is the source of this 1205-nucleotide messenger RNA. Its product is annotated as protein vein-like. Gene Ontology annotation, molecular function: axon guidance receptor activity. The record is from RefSeq and is a predicted model, not a curated record. Lineage: Eukaryota; Metazoa; Arthropoda; Insecta; Diptera; Tephritidae. Gene Ontology annotation, cellular component: neuronal cell body; plasma membrane; axon. Gene Ontology annotation, biological process: homophilic cell-cell adhesion; synapse organization.
UUUACAGCACAGCUCGCAUCAAUACGUACUAUAACCACAAAUCGGACAAUGGAAAUCGGUAAAGAGUUGCACAUUGUUUGCAAAGUACAAGGACGGCCACCACCCAAGGUCACCUGGUUCAAGGAUGGCAAAUCGAUUAAUCGUAAUCGUAAAUUGUACAAAUUUCGUCAUUUCAAAAAGCGUUCUGAACUGAUCAUACGUUCGUUUAACAUUUCCGAUACGGGGCGCUAUGAGUGUCGCGCUAAAAAUAAAAUCAAUCAGGAGCCAGAUCGACGCACCAUUUUAAUUAAAGCGGAUCCAGAGCCGCGUUAUCCAACAAGUUUAACGGGUGGAACUGGCAAUGUUUGUCCCGAUGAUGCUGCUGAAUUUUGUCUAAAUGGUGGCACUUGUAAUUUCUUUUCGGAAAUCGGAUCGUAUUCUUGCAUAUGUCCGGAAGGAUUCAUGGGCGAACGCUGCGACCGCAAGGAAGUCAAUAAUAUAUCUCCCAAUUUUUUGUUGCAAUCUACGGCCAAAUACCUACCACUAUUAAUUGUUUGAUUUCUGUUACUUUUUUGUUCUUUUUUUAAGUUUGUUAAGAUUAAUGAUUUGUUAGUGAUUUCUUAAAAAAAAAAUUUGUUUAUAAUAUUUUUUGUUUGUUAAUAAAAUGGCUGACGAAAACGAAAAAAUGCACAGUUGAAAAAUGUAGUAUUGUAAACCUGAAAGUUGAACUGAGGAAAGGACGUUUUGUGACAAGCUGGUAACCUGCACACAUACAUGUGGACAUUAAGAAAAAAUCGCUAAAUAUGAACAGUGGGUUGAGUAGUCAGUUAUGCUGCUGAGAGUUUUUAAAAGUAGGUAGUUGUUUUUUACUAUUCUGUUAAAUCAAGUCAAUGCCGCUUAUGAACCUAAUAGAUUUGUAAAUAUAUUUACUGUUUAUAAGAUUUCCGACAAUACAGCGAGCUCAAAAUACUUAAUGAACCAAAAUCACUACGAAAUAAAACGAUGUUCGCGAGCAAAAUUAAGAAGAAAAACUAUUUUAAAUUAUGUUAAUUGAUAUUUUUUUAAUUAUCGCUGAAAAAAUGACUUUCGCGCAUAUCGGUUUUGCACUUGGCAACCCGCCGACUUAGACAACAGUAUUUAAUCUAAAUGAUUUCUAAACUAAAAGUUUCCUUCUUACUUUAAUUAAAUAAAUUUAUGUACGUUUUAUAUAAUUUUUUAAUUUUUUA